CGCAGAUGACAGUGACAAUUUCACUGACUUUAUAACAUUUGUGGUUCAUGCAAAAAGCACAAAGGUAAUUAGCUGUGUGACAUUCCAGUUUCCGUUAAAUUGGAAACUAAAAAACCCCGUGAUGAAUACAUUAGUGUGUACAGUUCCCUUAAUGUGACUGCUGUGGACGGACGUCCGGUUCGCAUCUCUAUGGCCCCGCCCCCUCCUGUUUACUGUCCCUCCCUCCUGCCGUCUGGAACUAGCCCCGCCCCCCUUCCCCCGCUGCUGCUGACGUCAGGCCGGGGGAGGAGCCAGGUAGCAGCUACACUGACACGUAAAGAGCCUCCAGCGUGAGAUUUUAAGGAGGAAGUUACACGUUUCCCCUUAAGUUGAAAAGCUGCACGGUCGCUUGGACUCAGGCUGGAUGUAGUUGACCCGGUUCUGGUACCAGAGGGCCCGUUUGGACUCGUUUCGAAGCGACGCGGGGGACGUCGGGCGUUAGGAGCCGAAGCACAAGAUGCGGUUCUCCGCGUUCAGUUCCGUCUUGCGGUCGGUCGGCCCGGUGGUGAUCGGGAUCUCCCUGGGCUUCACGUUGAGCCUGCUGAGCGUCAACUGGACGGACGAAGCGUGUCACCUGGACGGCGGGGAGCGGGAGGACGUGACUCUGGGUCACGACGGGCAGCUCAGAGGAGCCCGAAAACCCAACUCCAUUUCCACCGCCAACGACGCCGAGUCCGAGGAGGAUUUUGAGCCGCGAAUAGUCCCGUACAAGCAAGUCCAGCAGGGUCCUCCGAAGAAGGUGUUCAGGGCUAAAUACAUAAGCACAGAGUUGGGGAUGCGGGAGCGUCUCUUCGUCGGGAUCCUGACCUCCAAAAACACCAUCAACACUCUGGGCGUAGCUGUCAAUCGCACCAUCAGCCAUCACCUGGACACCGUGAUUUUCUUCAGCGGCACGCGCAACCGCAAAGUCCCCCACGGCAUGUUUGUCGUCUCCCACGGCGACGAGAGGCUGAUCUGGAACAUGUUUCAGAACAUCAAGUACGUCUUGGACCGCCACAUCCACGAGUACGACUGGUUCUACUUCGUCCAGGACGACGCCUACACGGAGGCCGACCGGAUCAAGGCCCUCGUGGACCACCUGAGCAUGGACCGGGAGAUUUACAUGGGCCGGCCCCAGGAGUUCAUAGGUGGAGGGAAGCAAGGGAAGUACUGCUACGGGGGCUUCGGGUACGUCCUGUCUCGCACGCUGCUCCUCCGGCUCCAACCGUUCCUGGAGAACUGCCGGAACGACAUCCUGAGCGCCAGGCCCGACGAGUGGCUGGGACGCUGCAUCAUCGACUACACCGGCGCUAACUGCGUCAGUGAAUACCAGGGACUUCAGUACCACCAUUAUGAGUUGGGAAAAAACUCCGACCUGGAAAAAGAACAAAGCGAGCCGUUCAAGAAGGCCCUGACGGUCCAUCCAGUGUCCGACCCCGAGCAGAUGUACAGGCUGCACAGAUACUUCACCGAGAUUGAGCUCCAGAAGACUUACGACGAGAUCGCUAAACUGCAGGCGGAGAUAAAAAACGUGAGCGCGGUUGCUUUCGAGGGAAACCGCAGCGCCCAAUGGCCCGUCGGGAUCAACCCGCCCUUUGAGCCGAAGUCUCGGUUCGAGGUUCUGAAGUGGGAGUACUUCACAGAGGAGGAGAUCUACUCCUGCGUCGACGGCUCCCCGAGGUGCGAACUGCGAGGCGUCGACCGCGUGGACGUGGCCGACGUCAUUGAGGUUGCCGUGGUGGAGCUGAACAAGAAGUACGAGCCCGUCCUUCACCUGAAGAAGCAGCAGCUGAUCAACGGCUACAGGCGCUUCGACCCCGUCAGGGGUAUGGAGUACACCCUGGACCUCCAGCUGGAGGUCGUGAACCAAAACGGUCACAGCCGCUCCGUCGCCAAGCGGGUCCACCUGCUGCGGCCGCUGAGUCGGAUCGAGAUCAUCCCCAUGCCCUACGUCACCGAGGCGACGAGGAUUCACGUCAUCAUACCCCUGGCGCUGCAGCACCGCAGCUACGUCGACCACUUCCUCGAGGUCUUCGCCUCGAGCGCCUUUGAGACCGGCGAAAACGCCAUCCUCACCUUCUUGUUCAUCUACGACCCGGUGGAGGCGCAGCAGGUGAACAAGAACGAUAUAUUCGCCGGCGUGAAGGCCCAGAUAAGUGCGUACGAGCGCAAGUACCCGACGGUGAAAGUCCCCUGGAUAAGCGUCAAGACGGAGACGCCGUCGCAGAUCAAGUUCAUGGACGUCAUCUCCAAGAAGCACCCGGUGGACUCGCUGUUCUUCUUGGCCAGCGUCAACACCAACGUCAACUCGGAGUUCCUGAACCGCUGCCGCAUGAACUCCAUAAACAACUGGCAGGUGUUCUUUCCCGUUCACUUCCAGGACUUCAACCCCGACGUGGCCUACCGCAACCAGCAGCGUCCGGCCGCGGCCGACCUGGUAAAGGACGCGGGCCGCUUCGACCGCGGCUCCUUCGAAGAGGCGUGCUUCUACAACACGGACUACAUGGCCGCGCGCUCGCGGAUGGCGGCGGACGCCCAGGAGAACGAGGACCUCCUGGAGACCCUGGACAUCUUCGACGUGUUCUUGAGGUAUUCGGGCCUGCACGUGUUCAGGGCGGUGGAGCCGGCGCUGCACCAGCAGUACAGCUACCGGGCCUGCAACCCGCGGUUGAGCGAAGACCUCUACCACCGCUGCAUCCAGAGCAACACGGAGGGCCUGGGUUCUCGCUCGCAGCUCGCCAUGCUGCUGUUUGAGCAAGAGCAAGGGAACAGCACUUGACCAAAUGGUGGCAAACUCGAGCUCCCUGCUAUUUUUUUCUUUCUUUUUUUUUUGGUACUAGAAUUUGGGAGCACCCAUGUCUGGCCGUUGAAGUGUCACUCGUGACCCGUCGGUGGGGAUCGAGGAUGGUUUUGGUUUGUUGGAAAAAAUAAUGAAUGCAGUAACUUUCCCAAUAGAAAGCGUUCCAAUAAUGUUUACAAUACUUUAUGCGGAUGAGUUGCUUGAACCAAAUGUUUACGCUACUCUUAGUUACUACUUUAGGUCAAUUCGGACGGCUGGGUGAGCAGCAAAGCCGUGGCUUAGUCCCGGUUUAGUCCCGGCUUAGUCCCGGCUUAGUCCUGGUUUACUGUGUCCUCCACACAUCCAGUGGCCUCGCGGCUCUGUAGACUCAGAGGUACCAGCAGAGGCACGUUCAUGUGUAAUUAGAAUUCCUUUCAAAGAUUUUUGUAUAGUCUCUGUUGAUAUACAUUAAGCACAUUGCUUCCUUUACAGUAACAACAAAAAAAAAUAAUAUCACGUGUUUGAUAUAUCUGCUAUUCCGUGUAGUAAGAAAAGCGCAUCUUUGUGCCUUGAUACUGACCUUUCACAAGCUCACUGUGUAGAUCCAAUCUUUAUGUGACACAAUUCGCGCCUUCGGGUGACGCACAGCUGAGGUCAUAAUUUGAAAAAUAGUUUAGCAGAGAUAUUUGCUCUCUCGCUGUGGCUAAAGUGAGGUCACUGAGAGCCGGUCGCUGGUCUUCAGAGGUCGUAGAUGAAGACCAGAGUAUUCCAGCAGUCUGUGCAUUGACUUCAAGCUUUCUCCACGAACUCUCUUGAUGUUGCAAAAACAUUUCCAGGCAGGAAGCAAAGGAGAAUCCUGAAUAAUGUGGGGAGGGAGGGGGGAAGAUGUAUCACCUCUGUGAAUGUCUGAAGUGAUCGCCCAGGUGAGUCCUCAUGAAAUAGGAUUUAUUAGUUUUUAGGUACGAUUUGAAAUUAAGAAUGUAUGAACCAUCGAGUAUAGCGGGGAGUUUAAUCACCUUCUGUCACUGUGAAAACACGUGUGGCUGAAGGUUCUGACCGCGGUCACUUCGACCGCUCGCAGUGCAGUCCAAUAGGAGGCCUUUUCUACGUUACCGAGUGGCGCGGUAGCUUUACUAUAAUGUGCAAUAUUACAGAUAGAACAACCUGCUCCAUCCUUUUCAUUUGAAAUAACCUUUGCUGUGAGCGGCGCUUGGUUUGUUUGCCGCGCUGCUGUUCGAUGACUGACAGUCCUUUAAAGUUAAGUAAAUACACUGUAGCUUCUUCUUCACAAGACCUUUAUUGUAUUUUACUGACACUAGACACUUUUCAUCAUUAAAUUGACUUUUGAAAUACACCGAACGAAGGCAUGGCAUCUUAUUAACUUUAACUGGAGGCAGUUACUGAUUGGAAACACUACGUCCACAGUGGUGGUGGUGGGGGGGGGGGGCUCCUCGGCCUCGUGAACAAAGACCACCGAGGUUAUUGCUUUUUCCCAGGAGAGCAGAGGACUACGACGCUAACAUCCAACGCCGAUUGCAAACUGAAGCUUCCAAAAGUAACCACUGUGAAAGGCGGCGGCGUCGGGUGGCGAUACGAAGUCGCUGUGUGUAUCCGCGGCGUCUCGGGGGCCUUUCUGUACACGCGAGCGGAUUAAUCGACCCGCGUCGUUAGAGCAGCCACCUUUUUGGCCGCGCAAAGUCUCUAAAGUAUUUUUUUCAUAACUUAUUUAUCUGCCAUUUCUCUAAUAAAUUAUGCAGAUUCUUGAAUACUUGCGCACUAACAGAGGAUUUCCUGACACUCUCUGCACAUGUAUAAAUAUUCUAUAGAUUCCAUUUUUAAGCCUUUUGUAGCUUUAUGUACACAGCAAUUGUUACUUUAUUUUUAGGCACAAAAAACAUAUACUGUUUCCUACUUUUGUAUUUUGUGCUUUGGAAAUCCUGUGAUUUGACCAUGAAGACAAUUUAAAAAAUAUGCUUUCAGUCAAGCAAAUCAUUCGGCUCAUUUUUGAAUUUCCAUGGAUGUUUGGAUCAGUUUACAUUAUGUUGUGUAUGGGUACUACUAUAACCAAAGCAAUAUGUUUUAAUUAAUAGUCAUCACAUUUGUGUGCUGUAAUUUCUAAUGAACUGUGAAUUAUCAU
Messenger RNA from Pungitius pungitius (ninespine stickleback), 4934 nucleotides. RefSeq names its product chondroitin polymerizing factor a (gene chpfa). Gene Ontology annotation, cellular component: Golgi cisterna membrane. The transcript is spliced from 4 exons. The record is from RefSeq and is a predicted model, not a curated record. Gene Ontology annotation, molecular function: glucuronosyl-N-acetylgalactosaminyl-proteoglycan 4-beta-N-acetylgalactosaminyltransferase activity. The coding region runs from base 497 to 2797 and encodes 766 amino acids. Lineage: Eukaryota; Metazoa; Chordata; Actinopteri; Perciformes; Gasterosteidae.